AUGGUACCCAGCAAGAACGACGAAGCUGCAAUUACCGCAUCGCAAUACCACUGGUUAUACAACAGGCUUUAUGUAACUACAUGUGGAACAAAUGUGUCAGCUAUUGGAAGUCAUCACAUUGACAUCAGAGGUUACCUGGCUACAGUAGGGCUAUGUGGAAUAGGUGAUGCUAUAAUAUUACUGGAGUUUAGGCUUGGUAUCACGGAAUCCAUCACGUAUUUGGCCGAAUAUUUCGCCAAGGCUUACGUUAUAAACUUUACCCAUGAUGUAAAGGACCAAGACAGCGAGGGCCGAAAAAGCGAUGAUGCCAGCAAGAGCGUAGCCUAUGCCCUCCCCCGCCUGUUUCCAACUCAUUUUUGCUAG
Messenger RNA from Babesia bigemina, 363 nucleotides. RefSeq lists its product as hypothetical. Lineage: Eukaryota; Apicomplexa; Aconoidasida; Piroplasmida; Babesiidae. The transcript has a single exon. The record is from RefSeq and is a predicted model, not a curated record. Bases 1 to 363 code for a protein of 120 amino acids.